This is a messenger RNA of Stereum hirsutum FP-91666 SS1, 1024 nucleotides long. RefSeq lists its product as uncharacterized. The record is from RefSeq and is a predicted model, not a curated record. The transcript has 2 exons. Bases 7 to 696 code for a protein of 229 amino acids. Lineage: Eukaryota; Fungi; Basidiomycota; Agaricomycetes; Russulales; Stereaceae.
CUCACCAUGCCCAUCCUCAAAGGCCUCAAAGGCCUUGCCACCUUCACCGGCGCCAGCGCCGCCCUUUUUGCAGGUACUUGGAAACUCUACACCCACAACACGACCUUCGUCCCCUUCGACAGCACGACCGCCUCCUUCCUCACGCUCUCCAACCCCUUGCGUUCCCGCAACCCGAACAAUAACCCACCCGCGCUCCAGGACCACUGUCUGCGAAAGGUCCCGCUUUCGAAGCUGCAGACUACGGAUCAGGAGGAGUUGACGAGGAGGUUCUGUGCGGGCGUGUGGAGCGGGUGGGGGUUUGAGUAUCAGAGGAAGAAGUUGGAGAAGGAGGGAAGGGCGUUGGAGGGGAGGGCAGAGCAUCUUUGGGACAGGGAGGUUCUUGGGAAGAGUGGAUAUGAGGUCGGGACGAGGAUUGCGGAUCAUUUCGAGGUGGUGGAGAGGACGCCUGGAAGGGUCGUUGUUCGGUGUGGCGAUACGCCCGCGAAGCAGGGUCUUCGUCCGAGCGACGGUCUAUUCUCCAUGGAGGUGGACGUCGAUAAGGACGAGGGGUAUGCGACGUUCCAUAUGAAGAGUUUCUUCUUCAACUCUACGCCUGGAGGAAAGACUGCCGGGAUUCUGCCUUGGUACUUCCCGUUCUUGCAUCGCGAGUAUGCGAAACUUUGGAUGGAGACGAGUGUAAGGAAGCUGUUGAAGUGAUUUUAGAGAGGGAUGAUGUGGGGGGUUUGUAUUUGUGAUCUCAGUGCUCGACCGGAAGAGUGGCGCUUUGUACGUGCUGAAUAUAUUCGUCGAUACCCCUCUAGUGGACUUCGAGCUACUAUAGGUGAAAUCGUCCGUGUAAGUAAUACAAGUGCUUGAGGCACUAAAUCUCGUUUCAACCUGUCUCAGCCUCGGAAAGUCGGCCUUGGGUCUCUUAUCCUGGCUAUGCACUUUGAUUUUUGACCCAAGCUUCCGGGGCCUAUCUGGAUGCUAUCGAACUCUCUCCAUAAAAAGGUAAGUAACAAAGACAAAAGGCCGGCAAUAUGCG